Molecule: messenger RNA, 1900 nt
Organism: Andrographis paniculata
Lineage: Eukaryota; Viridiplantae; Streptophyta; Magnoliopsida; Lamiales; Acanthaceae
Product: E3 ubiquitin protein ligase DRIP2
Exons: 8
Coding region: 266-1621 (451 amino acids)
Molecular function (GO): ubiquitin-protein transferase activity
Source: RefSeq, a predicted model, not a curated record
ACAUUUUGCUUCAUGCUAUGGUCGAAAGCUACUUCCAUUCCGUUCUCUGCGUCGAUUUCGAUUUAGGAAGGUAACCCCAACGCAGGAAUACACAGGGUCAGAUCGUGAACACGCCGGAGCUGCUCCAGCCUUCAAUUGUAUUUUGCUUCCUCCGAAUCACCGAUUCCAAAAUCGCUGCUGCUGUUCCUCAGAUUUACAGGUUUGAGGCGGAGCCAGAGGUGCGAGGUAUGGACGUAAAUCGCGUCGCUCAUGCGGCGGUGCAAGCAUGCAUCACAUAGAAUACGUGGUGUCGGAGAUCGAUCGGCGCUUUUGUUUCCUUGAUUUGGGGGUGAAAUUGAGCAGCAGGAUGUCGCAUCAGGUGGUAAAAGUGAGGCGAGAUGCGGUGGCGCCAUGCAUGACAUGUCCUCUUUGCCGCAAACUAUUCCGCGACGCUACUACGAUUAGCGAGUGCCUUCACACAUUUUGUAGGAAGUGCAUAUACAAGAAGCUGUCAGAGGAGGAAAUGGAAUGCUGCCCAAUAUGCAGCAUUGACUUGGGAUGUGUUCCACUGGAGAAGUUGAGGCCGGAUCACACUCUACAAGAUGUGAGAGCAAAAAUAUUUCCUUCGAAGAGGAUAAAGGCAAAAACACCUGAAGUUGUUCCACCUGUUACAUUACCUGCCAAGAGAAAGGAAAGAUCUCUCUCAUCCUUGGUGGUCAGCACUCCCAGAGUAUCAACACAGAGUGGAAUGACCGGAAGAAGAUCAAAAUCUACUGCUAGAAAAGCAUCAAGGGGUUCCAGUUUUACAAUUGAAAAACCUGUUAAAAAAGAAGAUGAGUCCAUGGAGGGCCAUCCGGAGAGCUCUAGCUCGCCAGAUAUGCUGAACAAACUUUCUCAGAGUACAAGGCAGAACUCUGCUUCUGGUGAGCCAUAUAAUCAGCAAAGUGCCAAUAAGGGUAUGGAAAACGGAUCUGAGGCCUGGGAAGGGAAAUUAGAUCUUUGGAAACCUUUAAAUUGUUUGGUUGAGGCAGCAAACCGGAGUAAGUCUUCAAAGAUUAACAUACAGGGAUCUGCUCCUAAAUCAGAAACUCUACAACACAAUGAUGGACUACUUGCCAGUAAAACCAAGAAUAAAGAACAACGGCAGAAAUCUAAAGUUCAAGAUGAUCGGGCCUGCAAUGACCAAUUUCCUUCAGAAUCAGAAAGGCAGAAAAAAUUGCGGAAAUUUCGUCAAAAGAAGGCACAAAAUUAUGGAGAAUUCAGGGCCCCUCCUCAGUUUGUUCUUGAUGCAUCUAGUAUUAAACUUGACCGCAGAAACUAUCCCAUUUGGUUUUCACUGGUUCCUGAAGAACAGGAAGGAGAUGGACCAACCUUGCCUCAAAUUGCUGCAAGUUACAUUAGAAUAAAGGAUGGAAGUGCACCAGUUUCUUUCAUUAAAAAGUACCUCAAGAUGAAGUUAAAUCUAUCAAAUGAAGACGAGAUUGAAAUUAAAUGCAUGGGACAACCGGUGAUCCCGACGUUGAUGCUGAGCAAUCUAGUGGAUCUGUGGCUCCAAAAUCCAACAAGGAGAAUCUCAGCCACAGUCGGCUCAUCAGCCAAGGACUUUGUGAUGGUAUUGUCCUACGCUCGCAAAACUUCAUAAUUCAUCGAAACACACACGCCCCAAUUUUUUUUUUACCGGACCCAAAUAACCCUUCCCUCCCCAUUUAUAUGUUUCAUUCAUAGAAGUUAUCUAAAUUUAGCGAUCUAUCAAACUUUAUGACUAUUGCUAUGUAUCGGUGCACCUUAGGAACUUAGAUGAUGAGUUUCGAUUACACUCGGGGACUUUAAACUCUGCAUGCACGUAUUUGUAUAUAAGGUUUGAUAGUCGAUGCACGCACUCGGGGUUUGUAUGUAUUUCAGGAAUGAAUUGUUUGUUGUA